CUCAUCGCAACAUGCCAUGCAGACCGCAGUGGGUUACAAUGGCCGCGUGCCUCCAGACAAACAAGAAGCGGCUGCCUGUAGUGUGCCACCCACACGCGCUUCCCCGCGCUUUGAUAAAUCUCAAGAUGUGAACUUAAAGACUGCAGGUUUUUCUGUCUUUCACUCCCUACGCUUGUAUUCCCCUGUGUCCACGAUGGGCAGCUGUCGCUCAGCCCUCAUUCCCGGUAACACUCGCGAUGGAGGAGGAAAAAAAAGAAAACCAGAGUGAAGGACCGGAUUCUCGAGAAAAAUCUCAGGAAACACGCCAAAAUGGGCCCGCGCGGCAUUCCAGGGCAGCAGGGUCCAUGCAGGCCUUCACCUCCCUGUCACCGAAGGCUCUCUCCGCUGUGCUACACCAGGCGGCCCGUCCCGGCCCCGGGCCGAGCAGGGACCCCGACCCCGAACCCGGCCCCGGGCCGAGCAGGGACCCCCCCCACCUGGAACAGCUGCAGGCGGAGCUGAGAGACCUGAGGGACCAGUUUGGGCGGAUGAAGAGUCAGCACAACAAAGAAAUCCAACUGCUGAUGAGUGAGCUCGACGAGGAGAAAAAGAUUCGCCUGACUUUACAGAUGGAGGUUCAACGUAUGAAGAAGCACAUGUCGAAAUGAGGGGAGUGGAGAGCUUCUUCAUUGGCAACGACACAUUAGACGUCCUGCUGCACACUGAUAAAUGAUACAUUUUUUCAAGUGUUUCAAUGAUGUCAAAUUGUUUUGUAAUCUCUGUAAGUGGAUUCUUGACAACUGCAGCAUCUGAAGGACCCUGUAGUGGGGAGAGAUGCUGUUUGAGUUGUCUUGAGGUUUAUCGUAAAAGGAGGGGGAUGUGGUUAUUGUUGGCAUGAAUAUGCAUCUGACUCAAUCCCUGUAGAACACGCUUUCAAUCCUCUGUCUGUUAUCCGGCUGUGUGGAAAACAGAGGGGGACAAAUCAAUGAGAGACAGCAUAUGAUCCGCGAUCACUAGUUUAUGAUAAUGUAACGCAAAACCUUAUUUUAAGAGCAUUUUACUUUCAAAAAAUGUGAAUUUGCCUUUUGAUGGUACAAAGAAUGUUCUGACCAAGCUGUCAGUUGUUGGUAUGUUUGAUGUUGGUGAACUCAUUAAAAAGGUCUCCAGAUAUCGAAGAGAUUUUAUUAAUAUAAAAUUGCACAAA
Pungitius pungitius (ninespine stickleback) is the source of this 1183-nucleotide messenger RNA. Its product is annotated as SH3 domain-containing kinase-binding protein 1. The record is from RefSeq and is a predicted model, not a curated record. NCBI's taxonomy places the organism in Eukaryota, Metazoa, Chordata, Actinopteri, Perciformes, Gasterosteidae. The transcript has 7 exons. Bases 237 to 647 code for a protein of 136 amino acids.